Molecule: messenger RNA, 444 nt
Organism: Exophiala aquamarina CBS 119918
Lineage: Eukaryota; Fungi; Ascomycota; Eurotiomycetes; Chaetothyriales; Herpotrichiellaceae
Exons: 1
Coding region: 1-444 (147 amino acids)
Source: RefSeq, a predicted model, not a curated record
AUGCUGCGGCCAGGCGGAACGGUGGCUUUGGCAUCGCACUCGAAAGUCGGUUGGGUUGCUGAUGUUACAGCUGCAUGGAAGACUGAUCCCGACCUCCCACCAUUCCCAACCACGCAAGGUUUGGCCGGUACUUUUGGAAAAGACCUCAAGUGGUACGACGCAGCCUGGAUCAAGGAAACGGUUGCAAAGGCAGGCUUUGUCGACGUCGAGGUCAAGUCGAGUGAUCUCUACCACAGUGAACCCGACGCCACCGAAACUUUCAAGCUGCUCCUCCCCGGCACGGUGGGAAUGAUCAUGAACACUUUGUGGACGCAGAGGGAGCGAGAUAAAUAUGCUGAGAAGGCAAAGGCUGCAUCGGUUCGGUUUAUAGAGGAGAAAUAUGGCGAUGGUGAAUUGGGAUGGGACUGGACGGCGCUCUUGACGAUCGCGAAGAAACCAGCGUGA